AAAACAAAGAAGUCGAAAAUACAUAAAACGCACAUUAUGGCUACUUGGAUCCUGAUCGCCGGAGCAUCCGCUGCAGUUACUUUACUAGUUGUUCGGAGAAUUGUCAACUCCAACAAGAUGAUGUGUUUAAGUAAGGUGAUGUUGACUGGCAAAACGGUUAUCAUUACUGGCGCUAACUGUGGCAUUGGCAAGGCUGCAGCGCGGGAGUUGGCGAAACGACACGCUCGAGUGAUUUUGGCAUGCAGAGACGUCGACAGGGGAGCGGAGGCUGCGUCUGAAAUCCGGAAACUUACUAAUAACGGAGAACUAGUCGUCAAACGUCUGGACUUAGCAUCACUCCGUUCUGUCAGAGCUUUUUGUGAAGAGUUCAGACGAGAGGAAGAUCGCUUGGACAUUCUUAUUAACAAUGCGGGAAUUUUUCAGUGUCCAUAUUCCAAAACCGAAGAUGGCUUUGAAAUGCAAAUGGGAGUGAACCAUCUGGGACAUUUCUUGUUGACUAACUUGUUACUUGACAUGCUGAAAUCGUCUCAUGGCAGGAUUGUUGUUGUGGCUUCAUCUCUCCUGAAAUAUGGUUCAAUCAAUUUCAGUGAUCUUUUUGCUGAAAAGCACUAUGACAGAAAGAAAGCAUAUGCUGACAGCAAACUAGCUAAUGCUCACUUCUGCAGACAUUUAAGCAAAAACCUUGAGGGCACUGGGGUUAAUGUUUAUUGUGUGCACCCCGGGAUGGUUCUAACAAAUUUGGGUCGACAUCUGAUGCCAGUAGGUAUCAAACUGGUUUUGACACCAUUGGCUUGGUUGUUUGGAAUCAAAACGCCAACAGAAGGAUGCCAAACAGUUGUAUACUGUAGUAUUGCAGAAGAGCUGAGUAACUCCACUGGCAAAUAUUAUGGUAAUUGCAAAGAAGACCCAUGGCCCAAAGUUGCUUGUGAUGACUCGGUAGCUAAAAAGUUGUGGGAAGUUAGUGAGAAGCUCACAAACAAAUCUGUAUAAUGCAAAUUUGUUGGACAUGAAUAUGGAUUAAAUUAAUUGGAUGCUCAUUGCUGGACACAUGAAAUAUCUAAUUAAAAUGGUUUUGUUAUUUACAAUCUUUACCUGUGUUUUGUAAUGUAUAGUGUGUUAACAAAAUCCAGAUAUUGCUAACCUACAUAGUGUGUUAUUUUAUUAUUUUAGUAAAUACCUGUACAUAUGUAUGGACUGGUGCUUGUUUUGGCAUAUAUGCAAAAUUAGAAUAGAAUUUUAAUUACACAGUGUGACUUUGUGAAUUUUGGGAUUUGUGAGUUACAUGUACAACGAGAAUGUAUUUGCUUACGUGUAAAAUGCUCAAAAGACUUUACUACAACACUUUUAAUGGAAUGGAAUUUUAGCAUAUGUCUGUACAGCUACAUAUAUGUUAUAUAUAUAUAUGUACAUCUGAAAUUUUGACAUUUGUAUGAUUUUAUUCAUUUUGUCUUUGUAUCUUCUUUGAAAACAUUUUGAACGUUUCCAACAUGCAUGUAACAGCAACUACAUUUUAAGAAAAUAUAAUAGUUUGACAAAUUCUACAAUAUGGAAUGCAAAGUAUGUUACAGUUCAAAACUGUUGUUCAUAUUCAAUUGUAGUUAAGCAUUUAGAAUGUAUUUAAAAUGGGGGCUGGAUGUAGCACAGUGGUAAAGCACUCGCCUGAUGCGCAUGUCAGUCUUGAUUCGAUCCCCGUCUGUGGGCUCAUGGAGCUAUUUCUCGUUCCAGCCAGUGCACCA
This is a messenger RNA of Gigantopelta aegis, 1736 nucleotides long. RefSeq names its product retinol dehydrogenase 14-like. The record is from RefSeq and is a predicted model, not a curated record. The transcript has a single exon. Bases 37 to 990 code for a protein of 317 amino acids. NCBI's taxonomy places the organism in Eukaryota, Metazoa, Mollusca, Gastropoda, Neomphalida, Peltospiridae.